Molecule: messenger RNA, 1539 nt
Organism: Saprolegnia parasitica CBS 223.65
Lineage: Eukaryota; Oomycota; Saprolegniomycetes; Saprolegniales; Saprolegniaceae
Exons: 6
Coding region: 1-1539 (512 amino acids)
Molecular function (GO): lipid binding
Source: RefSeq, a predicted model, not a curated record
AUGUUGGGCUGGCUGGUCUGGAGCGUCAUGCUUUUGGCUGUGGGCUUCACCGCCGGAGCGCUUUCGAUGGUGCUUCUCGGCUGGGAGCCACUGCUGCGGGGCGCGGCUCGAGUUGUCAGAGCGAGGUCGAAGACGAAACACGGGCGCGGCCUCGCCCGUGAGGCGACCGGCGACGACCAGAACCAAUUUACCUUUCUUGCGCAGUCGCUGGUCUCGCAACAAGUACGGGCAACAGACAUCCUUGCGAUUGCAGCCCUCGCAUCCAAGCAACAACCGACCGAUGUCGACUCUGGCCUGGAAGGCAUGGACCUCCAUAGCCUCUCGAUGCCACUGCAAGUGAAGGAGUUCAACCGCGUCGUUGGUCGUCUCUUGAGCGGAGCCCUCGGUGCUUCGACACAAUUGCAGAUCAUCAAUUCUGCGCUAUCAUGCGACGACGACGUCAGACCUCUGCGGACGAGCCUCUUGUGCUUGACAAAGCCCACGUCCCAGAUCUUUCGGAUGACGCUACUGACGCUGCGUGUGCUCGUGCAGCGCGCAUCCGACGCGAUGCCCAGCGAAGGUGGUGCCCAUGCUGCUGUUAUGGCUCAGUUCCUCGGCCGCUCGUUCGGUCCAACACUGCAGCUGGACGCGAUUGCCCUCACUCGGCUGCUGCAAGACUACGAGACUAUCGUGCAACGCAUGUUAGCAAUAGAGGCUCCGUCCGAAGCUCUCCGCGCGUACGCUGCGGGUCCAGCGCUGCAUGUCGCCUCUGCCAGACAGACCACAUCGCCUCCAAUCGACGUGUCAUGGACCAACGCUGUGCUAUCGCGCUGGUUUCAAGAGUACGCGUCGAUGCCUCAGCUCGUCGCUGUCUGGGCGGCUUCGGCCAACCGGCUCUUGCAGAAGCAGCCUCUGCCGGGGUCCAUCGAAACACUUGAGCUCAAGCAGUUGACGCUGGGAGCGACUCCUCCUUGCAUUUCUAGUCUUGCGCACGUGGCGACCCACACUCCCGACGAGCUCUGCUUGGCGUUCACAUUGGACUAUACUGGCGACGCAAGUGUCGAGGUGCACACGUCCGUGCCCAUGUCUGACUUUGAGACCAAGGUUUCGAUCCGAGUCCAUAUCAAGUCGUUUCGUGGACGAGUACGGCUUCUGGUACCACCAGCGAUGACCGAUCCAGGCCACGGCUGGGUUGCGUUCGAGGAACCACCGACGUUCGCGCUCAGUAUUGAAAGCUGCCAACACCCGCCGCAAGGGCUACCGCAACUCGCCAAACUUGUUUCGCUCGAAAUCCUUGAAUCUAUUGCUGCCGACGCCACACUGCCUCACUGGGUGCACAUGGAGCUCCCGUGGCACCCCGUGACAUCGUCGCUGGACGCAUUUUUUGCAGACAUCCAAGCAGCACCUGGGACGACGACAUCCGAUGCGUCUGCCAAGUCGUUUGUGGAAACCGCGGGUGGCCUCAUGGGUAGCGCCGUCGGAAGUGCGUUUGGCGGCGCGUUUGGCGGCAAAGUCGCGCGGGCCGUCGGCGAAAAGAUGGGCGAGCACCUUGCCAAGUGA